AUGGCGUUUGUUUACGAAAAAGAUAGAGGAUUGAGUUCUUUUGAAAAUUAGUUGUUAGAUACAUCUCAUUUAGGGCCUGGUAGAUAUGUAGGUUAAUAAUAUUACAAAUAAAAUAAGGGAUAUGCUCCUUUUUUGAGUACCACAGAGAGGGAUGAAUCUUUUUUGAGUAAAAAGAACAAGAAGAAAGGCAUUUAAGGUUAGUAAAAUCCGACAGAUGUUUCUCCUGGCCCUGGAAGCUACGAAUUAUCAAAGCCAUUAGUUAAAGGAAAUGUAUAAACAACAGUAAUUAAUGAUUAAACGAUUGUGCUCAAAGUAUAAACCUAAGGCAGUAGCAAUUUCAGAUCGACUGUCAACAGAUUUUAAAAUACUGCUGCUAGCCAAUUACCUGGUCCAGGUUCAUAUAAUUUUGAGGAUACUGUUAAAGUAAAGAAUGUAAGUAAGGUGAGCUAAAUAAAUCCAGAUCACAAUAUUGUUCUAAAUGAAAUCAGAUUGCAUAAUAUGUCCAGAAAAAUAUCUUCUAUCCCUGCGAGAACGAUUUAAACUGCUAAAAAUAAUGACCAAAAGUCUCCUUUGAAUAAAAUUAACACAACAACUACAGCUGCUUCAAAUAGAGCUUCCGAAUUAGAUUAGUUAUUUUCAACUAAUUAAAGCGGGAUCAACGUUGGACCUGGCGAGUAUGAGAUUAAAAGUGGAUUUGUAAACCAAGAUAAAAAACCAAGUGUUUGGAGCAAGUCAAGGGUUGAUAGAUUUGAUAACUAGAAGCAUAUAAAUAAAGUUGUUGGGCCAGGAAGGUAUCAGCUUAAUAAAAAAUUAGAACCUAGAUAUAAAAAGGGAAUGUCUGCUUCAUUUAGAUAACAGCCAAGAAGAACUUUAUUUGAUUAAAUUGAAUAUGAAAACUCUCUUCUGCUAGGAAGAGUUCAACCUGAACCUGCUUCUUAUAAUAUUCCUUCUUAGUUUAAUGAAGCUAAUUCCAAAAAACCAUUCAUUUUGUAAAAUUUUUGUUCUACUUCUGAUCGCUUUAAAGAGAAUGAUAAAGGCUAUAACUUAGAUCCAGGUCACUAUUAAUAAAAACCCGGUUUUGAUAUAAGAAAGCCUCCUAAGUCUGCUAAUAUUUCUUUUUAAAAUGCUCCAGAAAGGGAUGAUCAAUUUUUAAUACCAUAUAAAAUACAAAAAGAGAUUCCGGGAGUUGGAGUUUAUGAUAUUAAUUAAACUAAAUCUAUAAGAGGAGACAUCAUUAAAAGAUAUCACAUGGGAUAUAAAGGUAAAUUUGGGUCUCAUUAACCACGUUUCAGAGAUGAUUUUGAGGCUAAUGAGUUACCAGGUCCAGGAUAAUAUGUAAGCAAUAAUGACGAAAACUCAGGAAAUAAAUAAUUUUCUAAUUCGUCUAUGGAUUUCAACUCAUUUUUCAAAUCACAAACUUAAAGAGAUCCUUAUGGAAAAAAAGACAAAAACAUUCCUAGUUGUGGCGAAUACAGUCUUGAUUAUAACACAAUAAAUUACAAAACAACAAAGUAAAAAUUAUUUAUAGAGAAUCUUAAAAAAAUUGAUGUAGAAAAACCAGGCUUUGACUCUAAAAAACCUCGUUUUAAUCAUUACGAAAAAAGUACAGCAGGUACUUCUUAAAACUUGACUCCUAAAAAUCGUUUGAAUUAAACAUUUGAUGAGAAUAUUUUACAUAAAAAAUGCAAAUCCUUAACUAAAGAAUCUGACACUGUUUACAAUGCCCCUAAACGUGUUGUUUAGCAGCCAUUUGUUUCAAAAGUAAAAAAAAUCGAUUACAUUCCUAAUAAAGAUGAUAGUCUAGGACCAGGAAUUUAUGAAAGUAAGCAAGAUUGGAUGAAGAGAAGUUUUAAUGUAAAAUACUAAAAAAAGUGA
Tetrahymena thermophila SB210 is the source of this 1875-nucleotide messenger RNA. Its product is annotated as sperm-tail PG-rich repeat protein. The record is from RefSeq and is a predicted model, not a curated record. NCBI's taxonomy places the organism in Eukaryota, Ciliophora, Oligohymenophorea, Hymenostomatida, Tetrahymenidae. The transcript has 6 exons.